Messenger RNA from Linum trigynum, 827 nucleotides. Lineage: Eukaryota; Viridiplantae; Streptophyta; Magnoliopsida; Malpighiales; Linaceae. The record is from the annotation of a GenBank genome assembly.
GAUCGGAUUAUAGCUCUAUAGUGGGGAUCUGAAGAAGCGAAUCGGGAUCACGUCGGGGAUAUGCUUGUUGAUCCAGCACAAGCCAGAGAUGAAAGGGGACCGCUACGAGGCCAUCUACAGUUUCUACUUCGGCGAUUACAACAACAUCACCGUCCAGGGGCCGUACCUCACCUACGAGGACAACUUCCUGGCCGUGACCGGCGACUCGGAGAUUUUCGAAGGGGCGUACGACCAGGUGAAGUUGCAGUCGCUGAUCUUCCCUUUCAAGCUCUUCUACACUUUCUAUCUCAAAUCUCAAGGGGACGGAAGUUGGGCGAAGGCGGAGGCUCGCCUGCUCUGCUAGUCGACGACGACGAAUGCAAAGGCGGAGGAGGUUCGCAGGCGAACUGGGUGGAGUCUGAGGUGAGGCGCGGCGUGGGAUCGGGGAGAUGUGGGAGGGAAGGGUCGUCGAAUUAGGUUAUUCGAUUUGGGGGUGAUGGAUUUUCUACGGCUUUGGGAUGGAGAGAAGGGGAUUUUCGGUGAGGGUCGGUUAGCCGGUUAGCCGCGGUUAAUUAUGUCCGGUUAUUCGGCUAGCUGGAGCCCUCUGAUACGCAUCCGAACACCGACCGAGGUCGAUUUUUUCCGGUUUUCGAUUAGUCGGUUACUGUCGGUUUUCGGUUAUAACCGACGGCUAACCGCUAACCGGCAACCGAUUUGCCAGCCCUAGAUAGGAUUAUAUAACUGACUCAUCAAUAGGCUUAAGUGCCCUUCUUUCAAAAUGGGGCCAUAAUGGAUCCAUCUAUGGCGGCCCAGCUGAGUGACAGAAGCAAGAAACAACAUAUACUGGU